Sphaerodactylus townsendi is the source of this 3647-nucleotide messenger RNA. RefSeq names its product dual oxidase 2-like. Gene Ontology annotation, cellular component: NADPH oxidase complex; plasma membrane. Gene Ontology annotation, molecular function: heme binding; peroxidase activity; superoxide-generating NAD(P)H oxidase activity. The transcript has 21 exons. Gene Ontology annotation, biological process: superoxide anion generation; defense response; response to oxidative stress. The record is from RefSeq and is a predicted model, not a curated record. NCBI's taxonomy places the organism in Eukaryota, Metazoa, Chordata, Lepidosauria, Squamata, Sphaerodactylidae. The coding region runs from base 16 to 3018 and encodes 1000 amino acids.
UCACCACACUGGGAAAUGCCGAUGUUCCCUGUGAGUGGAGCUACCAUGCAGCGUACCGCCUUGCUUGAGUUUGUCCUGACAAGUCUGUGGCUCUCUGUUGGUGCCCAAGAGAAUAUCCACUGGGAAAUUCAGCGUUACGACGGUUGGUACAACAACCUCAUGUAUCACAGUCACAGUUCGACAGGAUCCCGGUUUUCACGCCUGCUGCCGGCCAACUAUGCAGACGGUGUCUACCAAGCCCUGCAGGAACCGGCCGUCCCCAACGCACGCGAGCUCAGCAACCUGAUCGCACAAGGCCAAUCGGGGUUGCCCUCCCACGACAACCGAACUGUUCUUGGCGUCUUCUUUGUAGCUGCCUCCGGAUCUCAACUGCAGUAUUUAGGGCCAAGCGACACAUGGGGGAUGGAGGUCUUUUACAUCACUGGUUGCCUGAUCCUUUUAACUGGAAUGCCUGGGACUGAACUGCCUCCGUAUCACACAGAUACUCAACCAUUGAGCCAGGGGGUCUCAGAACAAAGUAUUUCCCAUCACCUAAGUCCCGUGGUGCUGCAGUUCGGCAGCGAGGUGGAGCGCAGAGAGUUCCUCGUGCAGCUCAAAGUCUACCUGGAGAAAAGCCGGCUGAUUAUGCACACCUCCGAGAUGAAGGAGCGUAAGUUGCUGAAGAAGGCGGUAACCAAGGAGCAACGGAAGAACAUCUUGGAGAUUUUUUUCCGGCAUUUAUUCGCCCAGGUCUUAGACAUCGAUCGCAUGGAUGCUGGGGAACUCAGCUUGGAAACGUCACAGAAAGUCAAGGAAGCCUUGAAGUGUGAGCUGAGCCGGGUUGAGUUUGCGGAUGCUUUGGGGCUGAAGCCCCAAUCCGUGUUCGUGGACUCCAUGUUCUCCUUGGCGGACAAAGACGGCAAUGGCUACAUCUCUUUCAGGGAGUUCCUAGACAUCCUUGUGGUCUUCAUGAAAGGAUCUCCCCAAGAGAAGUCCAAACAGAUGUUCACCAUGUAUGACAUUGAUGGAAAUGGGUUCCUUUCCAAAGAAGAGUUCUUUCGGAUGCUGAGGUCCUUCAUCGAGAUCUCUAACAACUGUCUCACGCGAGACCAGACGGAGCAGGUGAUCGAGUCCAUGUUCCGGGAGGCGGGAUUCCACGACAAGGAGGAGCUGACGUGCGAGGAUUUUCACUACAUGUUGCGGGACCACGACAAUGAGCUCCGCUUCACCCAGCUCUGUGUUAAAGGCGUUCCUGACAGAUUCAGACAGCACAUGAACAAUCGGGUCUCUUUCAUACACAAGGACAAAGAUACCAACCUCUUCCUAAACAAGGACAUCUCCUUCAAUCCUGGUCAAGAGGAAGGCACAGGGCCAGAACUGCGGAAGCGGCCGGGCAAGAAAUCUUUAACGCAGCCGCAUCUCUACACCGAGGCACGGAGGGAGAAGUACCGGAAAGGGCUCGUCUACCAGAAGAUCCAGCAGUUCAAGCGCUUCAUUGAGAACUACCGCCGCCAUAUCAUCUGCGUGGUGAUUUUCUCAGCCAUCACGGCUGGCGUCUUUGCGGAGAGGGCUUACUACUAUGGAUUUGCAUCGCCCCCUUCCGGAAUCGCUGAUACAACAUUUGUGGGCAUUAUCAUCUCCCGAGGAGGAGGCGCCAGCAUCUCGUUCCUGUACUCGUUCAUCCUGCUGACCAUGUGUCGGAAUCUCAUCACCUUCCUGCGGGAAACGUUCUUCAAUCGCUACAUCCCCUUCGAUUCUGCCGUGGACUUCCACCGUUGGAUCGCUACGGGGGCCCUGAUCUUUUCAAUUCUGCAUACUUUGGGGCACGUCGUCAACGUCUAUAUCUUCUCGGUUACCCCACUCAGCAUCCUAUCGUGUCUCUUCUCUAAAGUCUUUACAGAUGACGGGUCCCAGAUACCCCCUAAGUACUACUGGUGGUUUUUUGAGACUGUCCCAGGCAUGACCGGGGUGCUGCUGUUAGUCAUUCUUGCAGUCAUGUAUGUCUUUGCCACGCAUUACUUCCGGCGCAUUAGUUUCCAGGGUUUCUGGAUCACUCAUCAUCUUUACGUCGUCCUCUACGUCUUGGUUAUCAUCCACGGCAGCUACGCUCUGAUCCAGCAGCCCCGUUUCCACAUUUAUUUCAUCGUCCCGGCUCUCAUCUACGGGGCAGACAAACUCAUCAGCCUGAGCAGGAAGAAGGUGGAAAUCGGCGUGGUGAAGGCGGAGCUCCUCCCUUCAGGCGUCACUCGCCUCCAGUUCCAGAGACCAGAAUACUUUGACUACCGGUCUGGGCAGUGGGUGCGGAUUGCCUGCUUGUCUCUGGGCACCAACGAGUACCACCCCUUCACUCUGACCUCCGCUCCCCACGAGGACACGCUGAGCUUGCACAUCCGAGCCGCUGGGCCCUGGACAACCCGGCUUCGAGAGCUCUACUCCCCGGAAAGCAUCGCAAAAAUUGGCAAGUACCCCAAGCUGUACCUGGAUGGGCCUUUUGGAGAAGGGCACCAGGAGUGGAAUAAGUUUGAAGUGUCUGUGCUGGUGGGAGGGGGCAUUGGGGUGACCCCCUUUGCCUCCAUCCUCAAAGAUCUGGUCUUCAAGUCGUUGGUCGGCUCCAAGAUUCCCUGUAAGAAGAUCUAUUUCAUCUGGGUGACACGAACGCAGCGGCAGUUCGAGUGGAUGGCUGACAUAAUCCGUGAGCUGGAAGAGAAGGACCAGCGCGAACUCGUCUCCGUCCAUAUCUACAUCACUCAACUGGCGGAGAAAUUCGACAUGCGCACUACUAUGCUGUACAUCUGCGAGAGGCACUUUCAAAAGGUCCUGAACCGCAGCUUGUUCACUGGUCUGAGGUCCAUCACCCACUUUGGACGGCCACCCUUCAUCCCCUUCUUCUGUUCCUUGCAAGAGGUCCAUCCUGAGGUUAAGAAAAUCGGGGUGUUCAGCUGCGGCCCUCCAGGCAUGACCAAGAAUGUGGAGAAAGCCUGCCAGAAGAUUAACAAACGGGACCAGACCUAUUUUGUGCAUCAUUAUGAGAACUUUUAGGCCUUUGGCUGACACUUGCGGGAGGGAGGGCAUGCCACUGUUUGCUGUAACACCCACCCCACCCACCGCCACCACGAGAAGGGUUUCAUGGGGUGAUAUUCAUACUUUCUGUGCCUUGAGGAAAAGGCAGGUUACGGCUCUACUAAAAAAAUUCAGUGCCUAAGAAGCUGUUGGUGUUUGCCAAUGCAUACCUAUUGAGAAAAUUAGCCCCUGAACCACUGUAAGAGAUCUCUCAGAUGGAUCACUGUCUGUUUUAACAGAUGGUUUGUGUCACCCCAGAAACCUUUGGCAAACAUCUUUUUAAAUAAACCCCUUAUUUACCCCAAAGGGAGACUGAACGUAUCAAGAAAAAGAGGAUCUCAACUUAAAACCCACACACAAGUUACAGUUACAUACAGUAAUUAAAAAACCUUCUAUGUACAAGUUUUUUCAAAAGGGUAUUUGUCAUAGGCUCAUUCCGCACAUGCAGAAUAAUGCACUUUCAAAAUGCUUUCAGUGCUCUUUGAAGCUGUGCAGAAUAGCAAAAUCCACUUGCAAACAGUUGUGAAAGUGGUUUGAAAACGCAUUAUUUUGCGUAGGUUAUAGGAAGGGGCCAUAGAUUCGGGUCUUCUUCCGCUGGGGCAAAUCCU